AUGGUUCCAGCGUCAAAAACGGAAUCGCAGUCCCAUCCUCUGGCAGCAACAACCCAGGUUAAGAACGAAGCAGGCGGCUUUGUGUGGAAAGUGAACGACAUGGAGAGGUUAAGGCGUUUUCUUGUGCUUGGGUGCGAAGGCGGGACUUACUAUACCACGGAGCAGAAACUUGGACAAGAGAACGCUCAGGCCUUGCUGAGAAUUAUCACCGAAGGUCGUGGACCAGAGGCGGUAAAAAUUAUCGUUGAAUACAGCACCGAUGGUCGUACAGCCAAACAAGACCCGAUCAUUUUGGCCUUAGCUAUGUGCGCU
This is a messenger RNA of Porites evermanni, 312 nucleotides long. The record is from the annotation of a GenBank genome assembly. Lineage: Eukaryota; Metazoa; Cnidaria; Anthozoa; Scleractinia; Poritidae.